AUGAGGGAAAUACUUCACAUUCAGGCAGGUCAGUGCGGAAACCAGAUCGGGACCAAAUUCUGGGAGGUCAUUUCCACGGAACACGGAAUUGAUGCCUCCGGGUCCUACAACGGUGACUCCGACCAGCAACUGGAGCGGAUAGACGUCUACUACAACGAGGGUCAAGGCGGGAAGUACGUCCCGAGAUGCAUCCUGCUCGAUCUGGAACCCGGAACUAUGGAUUCCAUCCGGUCCGGACCUUUCGGAAACCUUUUCCGACCGGACAACUUCGUGUUCGGCCACAGCGGUGCCGGAAACAACUGGGCGAAGGGGCAUUAUACGGAAGGAGCCGAACUGGUGGAUAGCGUUCUCGAUGUUCUCCGAAAAGAGGCGGAAAAUUGCGAUUGUAUCCAGGGGUUCCAACUGUCUCACUCCCUGGGAGGGGGGACGGGCUCCGGCUUGGGGACGCUCAUCUGCAGCAAGAUCCGGGAGGAGUAUCCAGACAGGAUCAUGAAUACCUUCUCGGUCGUGCCCUCCCCUAAGGUAUCCGACACGGUCGUCGAGCCAUACAACUCCACACUUUCUGUCCACCAACUGGUUGAGAACACCGACGAGACCUACUGCAUCGACAACGAAGCUCUCUACGACAUCUGCUUCAACACGUUAAAGCUGACCACGCCCACGUAUGGUGACCUCAACCAUCUUGUGUCUGUCACCAUGUCCGGGGUGACCACCUGUCUCCGAUUCCCUGGUCAAUUAAACGCCGAUCUUCGUAAACUGGCUGUCAACAUGGUGCCCUUCCCUCGCCUGCACUUUUUUAUGCCAGGGUUCGCUCCCCUUACGUCCAGACACAGCCAAUCAUAUCGCGCACUGACCGUACCGGAACUGACGACACAGAUGUUUGACGCUAAGAACAUGAUGGCGGCCUGUGAUCCCCGUCAUGGCCGUUACCUUACUGUAGCCACCAUAUUCAGGGGCCGCAUGUCCAUGAAGGAGGUCGAUGAACAGAUGCUCAACGUCCAGAACAAGAACAGCAGCUACUUCGUUGAAUGGAUCCCCAACAACGUCAAGACCGCCGUCUGUGACAUCCCACCACGUGGUCUGAAGAUGUCUUCAACCUUCAUCGGCAACAGCACUGCCAUCCAGGAGCUGUUCAAGCGCAUCUCCGAGCAGUUCACCGCUAUGUUCCGUCGUAAAGCUUUCCUCCAUUGGUACACUGGCGAGGGUAUGGAUGAGAUGGAGUUCACGGAGGCCGAGUCUAACAUGAACGACUUGGUGUCGGAGUACCAGCAGUACCAGGACGCGGAGGUAGACGAAGAGGACGAGUUGAGGAGACUUUCUCAAGUGAGAAAAUUUCAUGAUGCACGAGACAUUUACAGUUUUGUGACUCACCGCUCGCCUGACAACGUAAUUAACCUCCAUGUUGGCGUUCAGCGGGAAAUGAACGACAGCAUGGAUUAGUAGUUUUCACCCAGGCGAGAUCACCCGCUACUCUCAAUAUUCCUCGUUAUUUAUGUAUUUUAUGUAUAACUGAGAAAUUAAAAUAUAAAUAUGGACAUU
This is a messenger RNA of Haliotis rubra (blacklip abalone), 1539 nucleotides long. Its product is annotated as tubulin beta chain-like. The transcript is spliced from 4 exons. Gene Ontology annotation, cellular component: microtubule; cytoplasm. The record is from RefSeq and is a predicted model, not a curated record. Gene Ontology annotation, molecular function: structural constituent of cytoskeleton; GTPase activity; GTP binding. Gene Ontology annotation, biological process: mitotic cell cycle; microtubule cytoskeleton organization. Lineage: Eukaryota; Metazoa; Mollusca; Gastropoda; Lepetellida; Haliotidae. The coding region runs from base 1 to 1440 and encodes 479 amino acids.